AUGGCCAGAAAAUAUAAAGACACUCAGUCCAAUAUAGUUCCUGAAAGUUUCCGCUGGUAUAUAGCACAUGAGAAGUUUGACAAAGCAAAAUACAUCAUCACAUCAAUUGCCAAGUUCAAUCGCAAUUAUGAUUUCAACACGGCAAUUGACCUGAGAAGGCCCGACUCUCCAACCAAAUUGCGAUAUUCGUUACUAAAUCUGUUUCAAACACGGACACUGGUGAAAGUAACAUUGUUGUUAACCCUUAAUUGGAUAACACUGGGAGUCGUAGUAUUCGGGUUAUUAUUUGGGAUACAGAAUCUCUCAGGAUACUUAUACUUGAAUACUUUUUUGUUUAGUUUAACCACGAUUCCUUCGAAAGCAAUCGCCACGUGGCUAAGUCACAGAACUGGUCGAAGAAAGGCAACAAGCAUUUGUUUCAUCGUUGUUGGAAUUGCAGGUCUUACAGGUGGCGUUUUGCAAACAUUAGAUGUAAAAUACAAGGAUCAAUUUACCACAGUGCUAGCCAUUAUGGCAAACUCAAGUACAUCGGCAGCGUGGGGAACAGUACAGACAAUGACAGUAGAACUUUAUCCAACUGUCAUAAGGAACAUUGGAUUUGGGAUGCUAAGUUUCAUUGGAGGAAUUGGUUCUGUGAUCGGGCCACAAUUUGUAUAUCUUGUACAUCGCUGCUCCAGAGACUCAAAAGAAAAUAACCUUCUGGAUUAA
This is a messenger RNA of Mercenaria mercenaria, 708 nucleotides long. RefSeq names its product solute carrier family 22 member 4-like. The coding region runs from base 1 to 708 and encodes 235 amino acids. Gene Ontology annotation, cellular component: membrane. The transcript is spliced from 7 exons. Gene Ontology annotation, molecular function: transmembrane transporter activity. Gene Ontology annotation, biological process: transmembrane transport. The record is from RefSeq and is a predicted model, not a curated record. Lineage: Eukaryota; Metazoa; Mollusca; Bivalvia; Venerida; Veneridae.